This is a messenger RNA of Drosophila obscura, 1113 nucleotides long. RefSeq names its product proliferating cell nuclear antigen (gene PCNA). Bases 203 to 985 code for a protein of 260 amino acids. Gene Ontology annotation, cellular component: PCNA complex. The transcript has 2 exons. The record is from RefSeq and is a predicted model, not a curated record. Gene Ontology annotation, biological process: translesion synthesis; regulation of DNA replication; leading strand elongation. Gene Ontology annotation, molecular function: DNA binding; DNA polymerase processivity factor activity. NCBI's taxonomy places the organism in Eukaryota, Metazoa, Arthropoda, Insecta, Diptera, Drosophilidae.
UUUUUGCCCGCCUGAUCAAUGUAAUUUUUUGCCAACACGUUCGUCACUCGUUUUAAAGUGCCAGUGGCAGAAACAUUAUACAGAUUUCCUUGUAAAAUUGCACAGCAAUUCCAUCAGCACCCGGAGCCCUGCAAAGCCCACAUAACACACUAUAUAGAUUCGCAUAAAUUGCAUUCCGUAUAAUAAAACUAAAGACAAAAUCAUGUUCGAGGCACGCCUGGGUCAAGCUACCAUUCUGAAGAAGAUUCUCGACGCCAUCAAGGAUUUGCUUAACGAGGCCACCUUCGACUGCAGUGAUUCGGGAAUUCAGCUGCAAGCCAUGGACAACUCUCAUGUGUCUUUGGUGUCGCUGACGCUGCGAUCCGAUGGAUUCGACAAGUUCCGUUGUGAUCGCAAUCUUUCUAUGGGCAUGAAUCUGGGGAGCAUGGCCAAAAUUCUGAAGUGUGCCAACAACGAGGACAACGUGACAAUGAAAGCGCAGGACAAUGCGGACACAGUUACCAUCAUGUUCGAGUCAGCUAAUCAGGAGAAGGUCUCCGACUAUGAGAUGAAACUAAUGAAUCUCGAUCAGGAGCAUUUGGGUAUACCGGAAACGGACUUUUCUUGUGUGGUCCGUAUGCCGGCCAUGGAGUUUGCUCGCAUUUGCCGUGACUUGUCCCAGUUCAGCGAGUCUGUAGUUAUUUGCUGCACCAAAGAGGGCGUCAAAUUCUCGGCCAGCGGUGAUGUGGGUACUGCUAACAUUAAGCUGGCCCAAACUGGCAAUGUGGACAAGGAGGAGGAGUCUGUCACCAUUGAAAUGCAGGAGCCAGUGACGCUUACGUUCGCUUGUCGCUACCUGAACGCCUUCACAAAAGCCACUCCAUUGUCCACCCAAGUGCAGCUGUCGAUGUGUGCAGAUGUGCCGCUGGUAGUAGAGUAUGCAAUCAAAGAUCUGGGCCACAUACGCUACUACCUGGCGCCCAAGAUCGAAGACAACGAGACAUAAGGCGGCACGAGACUGUCUCCUCUCAUAUUUAUAUCACUUAUUGAAUCAUCCUCCCACGUACAACCUAACGUUUAAGAAUCAACAAAACCGCAUCUUUUCCUCAAUAAAAACAUACUUGUAAUAAUGUU